AUGUUUGAUUUAAAGAAAGUCAUUCGUUCUAAUAUUUUAACUUUAGAGCCUUAUAGAUGUGCGAGAGAUGAUUUCAAAGAAGGUAUAUUACUAGAUGCAAAUGAAAACACAAUUGGUCCAGCAGUUUCAAAUUUAUCCAAGGAAGAAAUAAAUCUUGAAUUAAAUAGAUAUCCAGAUCCUCAUCAACAUAAUCUAAAACAACAAAUUAUAGAUUAUAGAAAUCAAACUCCAAAUAAACAUUUAAAGAAUAAAUCAGAUCAAUUGACUAUAGAAAAUUUAUGUUUAGGAGUUGGUUCCGAUGAAAGUAUAGAUAUGUUAUUAAGAUGUUGUUGCAUACCAGGUAAAGAUAAGAUGUUAAUUUGUCCACCUACUUAUGGAAUGUAUUCAAUCUGUGCAAUUACAAAUGAUGUCAGUAUUGAGAAAGUACCAUUAACGAUUCCUAAUUUUCAACUUGAUCAGGAUAAAAUCACUGAAAAAUUACAAUCUGAUGAAAAUAUAAAAUUGUUAUAUUUAACGUCUCCUGGUAAUCCAACUGGUAAACUAAUAAAUGUGGAUAGUAUAAUUGAGUUAUUAAAUAAAGUGGGACAAUUUUGGAAUGGAUUGGUCAUUGUUGACGAAGCGUAUAUUGAUUUUACCAGUAAAAAUAAUGAAUUUAGUGAAUCAAUGUGUACAUUAGUCAACCAAUAUUCCGAUUUAGUUGUUUUACAAACAUUAUCUAAAUCAUUUGGAUUAGCUGGUAUAAGAUUAGGUAUUACAUAUUCCAGUAAAGAAUUAAGUCAUUAUUUAAAUGCAAUGAAAUAUCCUUACAACAUAUCAUCAUUAACCUCUAAUGUUGCAAUUAGAGCUACUAAUAAAGACGGACUUAAAUUAGUGGAAGAAUUUGUUGAUCAAAUUAUAAAACAAAGAGAAAUUGUAUUAAAUGAAUUACUUAAAUUACCAAACGUAGGUAGAAAUAUAGGUGGAUUGGAUUCAAAUUUUAUUUUACUUGAAAUAUUAGAUAAGGAUGGUAAACCAUCAAACGAAGUAGCUAAAAAAUUAUACAAUACAUUGGCUACAAAAGAAGCUACAGUUAUUAGAUUUAGAGGUUCAGAAUUAAAUUGUACUGGUGGUUUACGAAUUUCAAUUGGUACACCAGAUGAAAAUGAGAGAUUAAUAGAAAACUUUACCAAAGUAUUGAAUGAUAUAAUUAAUGAAUAA
Molecule: messenger RNA, 1197 nt
Organism: Insectozyma verbasci
Lineage: Eukaryota; Fungi; Ascomycota; Pichiomycetes; Serinales; Debaryomycetaceae
Source: the annotation of a GenBank genome assembly